CCAGCAGCAGGCGUGGAGACAUCAGGAUCCACACAACAAACUGGUCCCGUGCGCCGUCCGAUACGCGCACGCCCCCCACCAACGCCAAACAGCCGCCUCCGUUGCAGGGUCGCUGUCAGAGCUUAGCUAGGGAUGCAAAAUCGGGCGGCGCGGGUCGCCGUCGCUAUCGGCGGGAAGGAAGACUGUGGCCUCGCUCGCAGUUGGUGGAGCUAGCCUCUCUCUCUCAGAUCUCAUCUCCCCGCCCCGGGGGCAGUCGCGGCCGGGCGGAGGAUGGACGAGGAAGACAGCGGCCACCGCCCCCACGCCAUCCGGGUCGUCGCGUCGUCCUCCCCAGGAGCCUCGGCGAGCCCCUCCCGCCGGCGCCGCCUACCGUCGCCGCGCGCGUCGUCCAUUGCCGUUCGCCGCCGUGAAGUUGCGAUUGAGGAGGAGAACACGAAGCCAGAUGACCCACCGUCGCUGAGGCAGAAAGCGGCCGAGGUGAUCGCCGCCUCGCUGGAGACCUACCGGAGCAGGCCUUUCUCCUUCUGGCUGCUUCUAUGCCUGAGCAGCGGCGCGAUGCUCACCGCGUUCCCGGCGUCGAGCCUCCUCUCGCGGCUCUACUACAGCGACGGAGGGCAGAGCAAGUGGAUCCUGUCGUGGGCGGCCGUCGCCGGCUGGCCCCUGCCCGCGCUGGUCCUGCUGCCCCUGUACCUCCUCGGCAAGGCGUCGCCGACGCCGCUCUCGCCGGCGCUGUGCUCCUGGUACGCGCUCCUCGGCUUCCUCAGCGCCGCCGACAACCUCAUGUACGCGUGGGCGUACGCGUACCUCCCAGCGUCCACGGCCUCGCUCGUCGCCGCGUCGUCGCUCGCCUUCUCCGCGCUCUUCGGCCGCGCCGUCGCCAAGAACAGGCUGAGCCUGUCCUCCCUCAACGCCGUCGUCGUGAUCACCGCCGGCGUGGCGAUCGUCGCGCUGGACUCCGGGUCGGACAGGCCGCCCGGCGUGACGGCGCGGCAGUACGCGCUCGGCUUCGCCCUGGACGUGCUCGGGUCGGCGCUCCACGGCCUCAUCUUCGCGCUCUCGGAGCUCGUCUUCGCCAGGGUCCUCGGCCGGCGGUCCUUCCACGUGGUGCUGGAGCAGCAGGCGGCGGUGUCGCUCUGCGCGUUCGCCUUCACCUCGGCGGGGCUCGCCGCCGCCGAGGGCUUCCCGGCGAUGCGGCGCGAGGCGGCGCGGUUCGCGCGCGGCGGCGAGGCCGCGUACGCCAACGUGAUGGUGUGGACGGCCGUCACGUUCCAGCUAGGCGUGCUCGGCGGCACCGGCGCGCUGUUCCUGGCGUCGACCGUCCUCGCCGGCGUGCUGAACGCCGUCAGGGUGCCCCUGACGAGCGUCGCCGCGGUGAUCUGGUUCCAUGACCCGAUGAGCGGGUUCAAGAUCUUGGCUCUGGUGAUCACGGUGUGGGGGUUCGCGUCCUACAUGGUUGGGCACACCUCUGUCAAGAAAACGUCAGCAAGUUGAUAUCAUAAACUUCGUUAGUUGAAGGCUCGCUGCAGAACAUUCUUUUUUCCCUUUGCGAAUGCGCAAAGGUUGUACACUUUGUAACCAUCACAACCAGCUACUAGUAAGAACAACCAUUGAACCUAAAGGGCCUGAUCAAGUAAAUCAAUCAAGACUCCAUUAGGACCCGAA
Molecule: messenger RNA, 1662 nt
Organism: Panicum virgatum (switchgrass)
Lineage: Eukaryota; Viridiplantae; Streptophyta; Magnoliopsida; Poales; Poaceae
Product: probable purine permease 5
Exons: 3
Coding region: 271-1491 (406 amino acids)
Cellular component (GO): membrane
Molecular function (GO): purine nucleoside transmembrane transporter activity
Source: RefSeq, a predicted model, not a curated record